This is a messenger RNA of Fomitopsis serialis, 1245 nucleotides long. RefSeq lists its product as uncharacterized. The annotation marks the transcript as partial. NCBI's taxonomy places the organism in Eukaryota, Fungi, Basidiomycota, Agaricomycetes, Polyporales, Fomitopsidaceae. The transcript has 5 exons. The record is from RefSeq and is a predicted model, not a curated record.
CGGCGGGUCCUACUGUUGGCGCACUGUAGGCUCGUACCCAUCCUUUUCUGGCAAACGUUUCAAACUCCGUCGUGGCACUCCUCUCGUUCGCCAGAACGGCUGGGCGAACUGGCCCCCCUUUACCUUGGUCGACCCGUGGGAAACGGGACUUAGAGAAAUCGCGUUGUGCGCGAUUUCUCUUAGUCGUCCUCUGCCUGCGAUACCCAUGGUCUUUCUGUCAUGGCACGACACACGCCCGUUUAAGCAACCCAGCCUGUUUCUGCGUUCACGGCCUGCCAAUGUCCCGCCUACCCUGGAGUCGACCAAGCCCACAAUAAGUGAGAAGAGGUCCGCCGCGACCUCCAUGGCGGUCCCGGUUGACUCUCACACUGACCACCACCACCCCGGCCUCAACGAGCUCCGCCGUGCCGACGACGAGCUCCUCGCUAAGCUCGGCUACAAGUCCGAGUUCAAGCACGAGUUCUCGUUGAUUGAGACGAUUGCGUUCACCUUCUUUAUCAUGUCAUGGGUGUCAUCGUGUCCGUCUCCUCCACGUUCUCCUUCCCUCUCGAGUCCGGUGCAUGCCAUCCGGUGUCAAGUCCGUGCGACGUCUAAUGGGCGGAGAUGUAGGCGACACGUAGGGAUGGUCUUUGGGGGCUCAUCCCCUCCCUCAUCGUCAUGGCCGUCGCCGUCUCCAUGGCCGAGCUCGCAUCCUCACGCCGACGAGCGCCGGACAUACUACUUCUCUGCGAAGCUCGCACCCCCAAAGUACUCCGCACUCGCGAGCUGGAUCACCGGCUGGGCGAACAUCGCUGGCCAGGUGACACUCGUCUGUUCCAUCGACUUCAUCUGAUGAUUACGAGCGCGCCCGUGGUCGCCUCCGACAGUGUCUUUGUCCUCGGUACAGGCCCGACCUAUGGUAUAUUUCUCGCCAUCCCCUUCGUCCACGGCAUGGUAUGUGCACGACAAAUAUCCUCCUUGUCGGCAGAUCGAUGGUGACGCGCGUUCUCGAAGAAGGGUGGAGACGUCAUCAUGCAGGACAUGCAGGAAUCCUCACAUGCUGUCCCCCGCAACCCUGUACGUUGGCGCUGCCUGCUCCCAUGUCUGUCCGUUCGCCUAUGGAGAGCACAAGGGGCUGGAUAGUGCUUUUCCGGUUGUCUUUAUCCAUUCUAUCUACUUGGUUGUGCUGUAAUCAAUCUUCAAUGCAUCUGUGUCUUUGAUUCCCUACCUACAACAAUUGCUUUAUGGACUGGCACAAUGCGAGAG